UCAUUUGUGAGCAAGGAUUGAAGAAAAUGGCAACUUCAAUCGAAGAUGCCCGUAGCCGGGUGGAUGCUAUCUGCGACCAGGAAAAUAAAACCACGGUCAUGUUCGUCGGAGCUCCCGGAGCUGGGAAAUCGUCCUUAAUCAACUCCUUGAUCAACAUCAUCGACUACGACAAGGACUCUAGGCAGAAGGGUAUCAGCAGGUACAUCCCCACUGCCCCGCCGGACAUGAUGGGUGGACACACCCUUAUGCGGGAGCAGGUGGACUUGACCGAUGCUCUGACCAUUGUGGAUAAUCGUGGAUGGCACGACUGGGAGAAAGAGGUGGCUCUGAAAGAGCUAGUCGCUCAAAUAAAUGCCCGACGGGCCUUCGUUGAUGAUGUAGAUUGGGAACAUGGAGAAGAGGAAGAAGACAUCCUGGAAAUUCCUCUAGUUAUUGCAGAGAAAAUAAGCUGUGUUACCAUCGUUAUCAAUGGUGAAGGUGGCCUCGGUGCACUCAAAGGCAUGCAGAAUCUGGUCAAGACGUGCAACAAGGAGACUGGUCGCAAGCCAUCGGUCGUUGUCACUCACAAAGAUAAGAUGACUAUGGAUCAGAUUCAGAAGAUAAAGUCUAUGCUGGAGCAAGAACAUGGGAUUGGCAGAGAAAGAGUGUUCGUCAUCCAGAACAAAAUUGAUAUUGAUACCGGUCUUGAAGCUGGCUCAAAAUCACGUCUUCUCGAUUUCCUUGAAGGCUGCAUUGCUGAUGGACAAGCCGGGGGUAGCUUCCAUAGCCAGAAAGAAAAGAGACACGAGAUCCGAGUAGAGUAUAAGAAGAAGGUCGAUGCGCAUAAAGCUGCAGAAAGAAAGAAGCGACAUGCCGAAGCACUAGAAGUAGCUGCGCAAGAAUUAGAGCUCGUAAAAUCCGUACAAGAGAAAAUGAGGCUUGAAAUAGUGACAAAUAAAGAGAAAGCUUUGGUCUAUAUUGAGGAGGCUGUGAAGAAUGAUGAGCGAAAGCAUUUGCAGAAUAUGCAAAAGGAGGAAGAAAAGAAUUAUGCGGCGUUACAAAAGCUUGAGAAAGAAAAUGAGCUCAAGCUCAUGAAAUAUGCUGCCGAAAUGGAAGCGCAAGAAAUUGCCAAAGUGGUUGAGAGAGUAGCUAAAAAGGGAGGCGGACCAUUUUUCCAUGUACAAAUGAAAAGAAAAUGAGAACAUUUCCCUAAAAUCGGAGGUCUUGCAAGUUAUGCAAAUGUUGAUACAAUAUCUAGUUUCAUUCUUCUUCUUUCUUUUUCCUCGGAAGGUUUGAUUUUUGUUUAAAUCGUAUGAGUCGAGGAAUGCUACUGUUUUAUGUUAUUUGUCAGUACUUGCACGAAAAAGAUAUUGCCUAUUUUUGCGAAUGAAUAACAACUUCCCAAAUGUUCAUUUUCAUUUUUUUUGAAGAAAAUGCAAUUAAAACAAAUUGUGUACCUGAACUGUCCCUUCUUGCAUUGGUUUAACAAUGAACUCUAUUUCUUUACAAAACUCAUACAAAUGUGUCCGGAUUCCAGAUAUAUUGUGUGGCAAAAGAUAACUAGAAAUUGAUGCUGAUAUCGAUAUCAUUUUCCCUCCCCUUAUGGAGAAUGUGCAUACCUUGUGUGCGGGUAAGCAUGAAUCCGAUGACCGGGGUAAAAAUAUAUAUCUGUAAAG
Messenger RNA from Strongylocentrotus purpuratus (purple sea urchin), 1655 nucleotides. RefSeq lists its product as uncharacterized. NCBI's taxonomy places the organism in Eukaryota, Metazoa, Echinodermata, Echinoidea, Camarodonta, Strongylocentrotidae. The transcript has 4 exons. The record is from RefSeq and is a predicted model, not a curated record. Bases 27 to 1178 code for a protein of 383 amino acids. Gene Ontology annotation, molecular function: GTP binding.